AUGGCAUCAGUAGCUAGACAGCAGCCUCCCUGGUCUGCGCCUACGGGGACCACUCCUCAUCCAAAGCUUCAGGUCUAUAAUUCCUUGACGAGAUCUAAAGUACCCUUCGUACCUCAUGACCCCAACGGCAGGCGUGUCACCUGGUAUGCCUGCGGGCCUACUGUCUACGACGAUGCCCACCUAGGCCAUGCACGAAAUUAUGUCAGCACCGAUAUAUUGAGACGAAUACUACGAGACUAUUUCAAGUUCGAUGUAGAGUUUGUCAUGAACAUUACAGACAUCGAUGACAAAAUCAUUCUGCGAGGUAGACAGCAGCAUCUUUUAGAAGAGUACAUCAAGCUCCACAGUCAUAUUGAUGGAGAAGUUCUCGGCAUGGUCGAAACAGCGUAUCAAAGGUACAUUCACAAAAACCUUCCGCUGAUCGAGCAGGAUCCUCUUCCUUUGCCAAAAGAUUUCCAGGCUGCCGCACGCAAAGCAUAUGGCAAAGUCUUACAAGGUGAGGCAAUUGAAUCAGGUGCUAAGGCUGGAGAUAAGGAAGCGAAGAUCAAGAUGCAUAUCAACACAGUCACGACUGCAACCCAAGUCAUGGACGGCAGUCAGAUGACUGACUCCGAUCCAAAAUGCUUUUAUACUGCUGUGCAGGACAUCCUAUACCCGCUACUGGACGAGCAAGAGGGCUCGAAGAUCAGGGGUGAUGACCACGCCAUCUUUACUAAGCUAACUAAGAAGUUCGAGGAACGCUUCUUCAGUGAUGUUCGAGCGUUGAACGUCAUGGACCCCGAUGAGCUUACUCGAGUGACUGAGUACGGACAGGAAAUUGCGAUGUUCGUGAACAAAAUAGUUGAGAAUAGAUUUGGAUACUCAACAUCAGAUGGAUCCGUUUACUUUGACAUUGAUACUUUUGAGAAAGCUGGCAAUUCUUAUGCAAGAUUAGAGCCGUGGAAUCGGAGCAACAAUGAAUUGCAAGCAGAUGGAGAAGGUGCACUCUCGCAGAAAACUUCAGAAAAGCGCUCGCCUGCCGAUUUCGCUAUAUGGAAGGCAUCGAAACCAGGAGAGCCUAGCUGGCCGAGUACGUGGGGUCCAGGACGACCCGGAUGGCAUAUUGAAUGCUCAGCAAUGGCUUCUGCUAAACUCGGUAAGCAGAUGGAUAUACAUUCAGGGGGGAUCGACCUUGCCUUCCCACAUCAUGACAACGAAUUGGCGCAAAGUGAGGCCUAUUGGUCCCAAGGCACGGAACACCAAUGGGUCAAUUAUUUCCUACACAUGGGUCACCUAUCGAUUGCGGGGUCCAAGAUGUCGAAGUCAUUGAAGAACUUUACGACCAUCAGAACAGCUCUUGAACGAGGAGACUGGACACCCCGAAGUUUACGCAUAGUCUUUCUGCUUGGUGGAUGGAGAGACGGUAUCGAGAUUACGGACGAUCUUGUACAGGCGGGAAGUGGGUGGGAGGAUAGGGUUGACAACUUCUUCUUGAACGCCAAAUAUGCAGCAGCAGAUCAAACCCUAAACAAUGAAAAGGACUCGGGUCUGGCUCUUGCUCUUCAAUCUGCCGAGUCAGAAAUGUACGAUGCAUUAUGCGACUCAUUCAAUACCGCCCGGGCAAUGGCUGUUAUAUCUCGACUGGUUGGCGACUUCAAUAGCGCAGAGAGGGGCACCUUGUCAUCACAAAGUGCUCGAGAUGCUGGAAAAUGGGUGACGAAGAUGGUAACUAUUUUUGGUCUCAAUGGUAAAGCUCUGGAGGAGUCGGAAGACAUUGGGUGGGAAGGCAUUGAUAUCCCAUCGCCAGCAAAACCUUAUGUCUUUCCGCUGGCAUCUAUGCGAGACAAUCUUCGUGAGGCUGCGCUGUCGAGGGAGGGCAUUUCCAAGGACUUGAUGAACACAGUUCUUCAACAAUACGGUGAGGUAGAUGGUUCGGCGGAUCCUUCCUCGGCAACGUACGCGAAUCUCGUCUAUAAAUUCAAGUCCGAUGUCAAGGCCAUUGCCUCUUGUUCGUCCAACCUUUCGAAGGAUAUUCUCUCUCUUUGUGACCGUGUCCGAGAUGUCGAUCUCUGGAACCUAAAUAUCUACCUUGAAGAUCGUGAGUCUCGGCCCGCUCUUGUCCGUCCUGUCACGCCGCACUUGGCAGCAGCACGACAGGAACGCGAAGAUCGGGCCAAGCAGAAAGAAGCUGAAAAAGCCAAACUAGAACAAGAAGCCAGGGAGAAGGCAGAAAAGGGUAAGCUAAGUCACAGAGACAUGUUUCGCACAAAGGAAUUUUCGGCCUGGGACAAUGAUGGCUUACCAACCAAGAUGGCAAAUGGGGAUGAGGUUGCUAAAAGUAGAAGCAAGAAACUGAAAAAAGACUGGGAGAGGCAGAAAAAGGCUCAUGAGGCAUGGUUAGCAGCGUCAAAAAUGGCAUGA
Messenger RNA from Endocarpon pusillum Z07020, 2400 nucleotides. RefSeq lists its product as uncharacterized. NCBI's taxonomy places the organism in Eukaryota, Fungi, Ascomycota, Eurotiomycetes, Verrucariales, Verrucariaceae. The transcript has 2 exons. Gene Ontology annotation, cellular component: cytoplasm. The record is from RefSeq and is a predicted model, not a curated record. Gene Ontology annotation, molecular function: cysteine-tRNA ligase activity; ATP binding. Gene Ontology annotation, biological process: cysteinyl-tRNA aminoacylation. The coding region runs from base 1 to 2400 and encodes 799 amino acids.